AUUAAAAUUAGUUGAAAAUGAGCGAAAAGGAUGUGUUUCAGAGAAAUGUUAAGCACAAAGCAUCAGAAGUGGUCAAGAAUCCACAAGAGCUGAUGGUUGGGCUUAAGAAGGAAAAAGAGGAAGAAAAGAAAGAGCUGACUAAGGAAGAAGACUUUGACUCUUAUGAAGAAAUCACUGACGAGACCAAGGAGAAAUUGAAAGAGAGUGGGAUCUCUUCUUUGUUCCCAAUCCAGUCUUCUACCUUCAAGUAUAUCUAUGAUAACGAAGACUUGAUAGCUAGGGAUCUGACAGGGUCUGGGAAGACAUUGGCUUUCUGUCUUCCUUUGGUUGAAAGGUAUCGGAAGCUUGGAUACUUUACACCCAAAAAGACUUUCAUGCGGAAUUUGUACACUGUUAUCAUGACUCCCACAAGAGAGCUUGCUCUUCAAGUCUCUGCUGAGCUCAAGAAAUUAAUGCACAGAGAGAAUGAGUACAGAGUUCUCACUGUCUAUGGUGGAGUCCCCAUAGAGCAACAAGAGAAAGAACUCAGAUAUGGAGUUGAGUUCUUUGUUGGAACUUGUGGAAGAGUACUUGAUCAUAUCUCCAGAGAGAAUAUUAACUUUUCAAAUAUCAAGACAGUCAUCCUUGAUGAAGCAGACCAAAUGCUCAAUAUGGGAUUUGAGGAAGAUAUAGAAGAAAUUAUUGCCAGAGUCAACCAAGAAGUGGAGGAGAAGCCGCAAUUCUUACUGUUUUCAGCAACCAUCCCUGAUUGGUUUAAAUCAGUCGCUAAAAAGUACCUUAGCAAAGAUCAUAAAAUAAUUGACUUAGUGAAAAAUUUGAAGAACAAGACUGCUAAUACAGUGAACCAUUUAGCACUCAACUGUCCAUUUGAGAACAAGAUUUCAGUCCUAGCAGAUGUACUGAGAUGCUAUGGUGGCCUGAAAGGAAAAUCGAUUGUUUUCACUCAGACAAAGCUUGAAGCCAAUGAAAUCAUUCUUUCAGAGAAAAUGAGAAACAAUGCCGAAGUCCUUCAUGGUGAUAUUGCUCAGAAGCAAAGAGAAGUUACUCUGAGAAGAUUCAAAGAGGGGAAAUUCAAUGUCCUUGUUGCAACAGAUGUUGCUGCCAGAGGACUCGAUAUUCCUAAUGUAGACCUUGUCGUCCAACUAGAGCCUCCAAAAGAUAUUGAAGCAUAUAUUCACAGAUCAGGAAGAACUGCAAGAGCAGGAAAAGAAGGCAUGUGUAUCACUUUCUAUACUGGAAGAGAAUUUAGAGUGAUUCAGGAUAUUGAGUAUGAAGCUGGAAUCAAAUUCAAUAAAAUCACCCCACCAAAGAAUGAAGAUGUCAUUAAAGUAGCAGCUGCAGAUGUUAUUGUUAACUUAAAAUAAUGUGGAUAAAAAGAUUCUAUCCACUUUUGAAGAAGACGCGACUAAAUUUAUUGAAGAGGUGGGAGCCAAGGAAGCUUUAUGCAUGGCUCUAGCUUACAUCUCAGAUACCUCUAACUCUCAUCUUGCUUCAAGAAGUUUCCUUACUGGAGAGGACGGCAUUGUCACCUACAUCCUCAGAAACGAUAGAGGAAUCAACAAUGUAUCGUAUGCUCACAAGCUGAUCCAAAAUAACUUCUCUGCAGACAUCGGUUACAAAAUCAAAGGGAUGAAGCUACUGAGAAGUGGAGAAGGAAUUGUAUUCGAUAUCUCUGAAGAAAAUGCUGAAGUGAUUGACCAAGAAUACAAAGAGCAGUCAUGUACCUCUAGAGGCCUCCCAUUUGUCCUUGAAAGAGCCUCAGAACUUCCUGAGAUAGAAGAAGGGCAUCGCUACAAUAAAUCCUCACACGGCUAUGGAAAGAGAGGAGGUAAGAACGGAGGAUUUACAAGUGCCAGAAAUCACUAUAAUCAAAGUUUCCAAGGACAUGGUUAUAAUGACAAAGAAAUGACUAGAAAUUACAAUAAAAAGCCCAAUGAUUCUUAUGAUUCCCACUCGAUGAGAUCAGGCAAAGGCGAUUUCAAUCAGAAAGAAGUCUCAGAUAUCAGCUUUGGUGGAAGACCUAAAUUCUUCACCCGCAACCAUAAGGCGGGAGGAGUGCCAUCCCACAACACCGAUGGGGAAUCUUUUGGUAGAAAUGAGUUCGGAAGAGGAAGAGGAAGAGGCUUCAACUCCAGAGGAGGAUAUAGAGGAAGAGGUAGAGGUAGAGGUAGAGAAUACUAAAUCUCUACCAUUCUUACUGAAAUGAAUAAUUGUAACAUA
Messenger RNA from Moneuplotes crassus, 2220 nucleotides. Lineage: Eukaryota; Ciliophora; Spirotrichea; Euplotida; Euplotidae. The record is from the annotation of a GenBank genome assembly.